AUGGCGAAGGCCUCUUUGGCAGGUCUGCCGACCGAGCUCCGGCUACAAAUCCUGGCCGCAGCAACACCACAACUCCAUACGACGCCGGCCACAGAGUCCCCAUCAAUGCCAUUACACGGAUACAAUCCUUUGCUACUGGUCUCGCGACAGAUCCGCCAGGAGGCGCUUACUCUCGAGCAACCAACGGCAGUGACGACUGUUCACGUGAGUGACCUCGAUCGAGAAAUCGGAAGGCGUAGGGUCGAAGAGAGGGACUGGUUCCGGAAGCUUCUGGUUCGGGGAAUUGCGAACGAAGAUAGGGCGAAGGAUGUGGAGGCGAAGCUCAGAGAGUGCUGGACGCUUGUUGAGAGAGUCGAGCUGCCCUAUGACGGGGACGGCAAGACGACGCUCGAGUUGGAAGGAGUAGGAUUUCAAGCAACGGAGAUCGCAGCAUGCUUCAAUUUACGAGGCGCGUGCACGUGUUGGUCUUAUUACCCCUGGUAUAUGCAGGCUGGUGCUCAUAUGAUGGAGUGGGAACAACUCAACAGGAGAGCGACAGGGUGUCGGCUUCAGUGA
Messenger RNA from Cyphellophora attinorum, 555 nucleotides. RefSeq lists its product as uncharacterized. The record is from RefSeq and is a predicted model, not a curated record. The coding region runs from base 1 to 555 and encodes 184 amino acids. Lineage: Eukaryota; Fungi; Ascomycota; Eurotiomycetes; Chaetothyriales; Cyphellophoraceae. The transcript has a single exon.